Haplochromis burtoni (Burton's mouthbrooder) is the source of this 5496-nucleotide messenger RNA. RefSeq lists its product as uncharacterized. Lineage: Eukaryota; Metazoa; Chordata; Actinopteri; Cichliformes; Cichlidae. The record is from RefSeq and is a predicted model, not a curated record. Gene Ontology annotation, cellular component: external side of plasma membrane; membrane raft. Gene Ontology annotation, biological process: T cell activation; positive regulation of ERK1 and ERK2 cascade; interleukin-15-mediated signaling pathway. Bases 3233 to 4285 code for a protein of 350 amino acids. Gene Ontology annotation, molecular function: protein tyrosine kinase binding; MHC class II protein binding. The transcript is spliced from 10 exons.
CAAAAUAACUUUGCAUUAAUCUGACUAAUUACCUAAAAUAUCCGCUCAUUUUAUUGAUCUGAAGCUUUAAUUGACUGAACUUAGUUUCCUAAUGAAAGGUCCACUGAAUUUUAUUCAGGUGAGAAAUCAAAUACUGCAACAACAAUAAAAUCAGAAACUACAACUGGAAACACAACAAAAGAGCUGGAAAUCAUGGAUGAUUCAACAAAAUUACAAGGCUCAUGCUGGUACAGGCUCAUCAUAGUGCCUCUGGGUUUAGCAGCACUUAUAGCAGCUGUUGUGGUCAUCAACAUCUGGACAAGAGCUGGUGUGUAAAGAUGGUGAACAAUGAAAAAGUCCAGUCUACUGAAGUAGCUUGACCAACCCUCCAGCUUCUAUCAGAUCUCACUGAUCAGCACAUCAACAAGCUUUAUAUUUGCACGAGGAGCAGAAGCUUUUAAAAAGAGAAUCGUUGUUUUUGCCUUAGUCACAGUUUGGACAACAAUUUGAAAUCUUGAUAUGAUCUUUUUAGAACCACAGUGACUUUUCUAAAAUACCUGCCUGCAUCAGCUGUAAAAAGCUCUUUCUCCUUGUACUGUGUUUUUUGGAGGUGUACAUUGUUAUUCAUCAGUUUUCAGCAGGCAGGGGUAGCUUUUGGGGGUUUUCUGGACCACAAAAAUAGAAACACGUUUGACAUGUUGUUUUCUCUUUCUGCAGAAGCCUCCUGUACAGCAUGGUUGUUGUAAAAAGAAAUACACAUACAAAUAUUUUUCUUUUACAUCUGCAUUUGCUGAUCAUUUCUGAAUUUGAAAAACAUGCUCUCACUAUUAUUUCCAAAACACUCCUGUUGGCACUUUAAUCUUGGGUAAUAGAUUUCAAAGCCAUUUUUCAUUUCUUUCUUUUUCAGCUGCAGAAAGUUAGUUUAAAGUUUUGAGCUUAGUUUUAUGAGCCUGAGCCUGGAUACAAAGUAAUUUGUAUGUGGUCGAAUCUGGUCUGCGCUCAAAUGAGUUUUGAUUGAUGAUGAUGUAAUCACACACACAGUUAUCUUUAAUGGAUUUGAACAUAAUGCAAUCUUUAAAAUAAAUAAAAAUUCUAAGCAGAAAGUCUGUUUUGCAUCUCUCACUUCAGUCACUUUUGGUGUCUUGUUUCCAGUCUUUAACUCUCAUGUUAUUUUAAGAACAACCACUUCUACCUGUCCCAGUUCCAUAAGUACACCUUAUCUUCGUUCAUUUCUCUCCUUUGAACUCUUUGACAACCCUUCCCAGCAUCCUGUGACCAGUUUGUGCUUUCAUGACUACAAAUGUAAAUUUGGAUUGGAUAUUUGCCCUAUCCUGUUAGCUUCUCUAUUUGACUUUAAAGUACAUUUAAAUAUGCCAUUCAGCCACAACUUUGAGACCUGCCUGUCACAGUCAGGCUGCAAAGCUGACUGUGUGAAUAAAGGAGGUGAACCCAAGCGCAGACACUCUAAAACAAAACUCAAGCUUAACAGAAAGCGAGACAUUUAUUAAGGCUGGUAAGACAUUACAAAACAAAAGGCAGAGGUGAUGCUAAACAAUAACCUAAACUGGGGAAAUUAAAGAUAAACAUAAAAAACCCAAAACAUGACGUGGAUACGUGAUACGUGACACAUGAUACAUGGAACAUGGUGGUGCAAAGGACAAAAGACAACCUGACACUGAACAAAGUAGGACAAAGGACUUCAGUACACACAGAGAUAAUGAGGGGGUGUGGAACAGGUGGGAACACAGCUGGGACAAAUCAGACCUAAUGAGACAAGGAACACUGCACAUAGGACAGGGACUUUCACAGUAAAACAAGAAACAGAGUGGAAUCCAGACAUGGCAACACAAGCUUGACAAUAUGAACAAGAAGACAAGAAACAUGACAGACUAACACAGAUGACUUAAGUAAAACAAAUGAUAAUCCUAUUACAUAACAUAUUUAAAGGAAUAACUUAAAGACUCAAAGCACUGCCCAAAAGCUUAUCUCCAUCUAUACAAGGACAAGUGACCUCUGAGGAAGUUAGAGGAAGCAUGACUUCAUCUGUGAUAUCUGAAACAACUCAUUUGGACUGUCUGCAGUGUUUAUGUGGCAGCUUUGUGUAUCCUAUCUCAUGUCAAGGCUUUCAUUGGGGAGUGUGAACAUUUCAUUCUGUGGAUUGCAUUGCUCUACUGAAAAUAAAUCUCUUGUAAACUGGUUCAUUCAUUAUAGAAGGUGAUAAUUUAUACUUUGCAUGUCCCACUUCUAGUAAACUUUUCCCCUAAAAAGCAUGAUUGGAUACUGAAAUGUUUAAACAUAAAGAAUCAUUCAUCUUCUGCAGCUUUAAAAUAUCUAAAAGACACUCUGUGGUUUUUUGACCUGUGUCUGGUCGUCAUUAGAGGUUAAAACCUGCAGAGUUAUGCUGGUGCUGUCGUAUCCACAUUUGCACCAAAGCACUUCCCCUUCAGUUCUCAGAAAGAGACACUUAAAUAAGAUGUAAUGAGGAAGAAAUGAUGUACCAAUGAAGUGACAACAGUUGAGCCUGUGAGUUUGUUGCCUCUGCACAUCUAUGCAGAUUAAUGUUUCUACCCUGUUGGCCUUACUUUCAGUCACGAAUAAAAAAAGAGAGAAUGAAAUUUACAGUAAUCUUCCAGUUUGUUUUAAUGAGACAGUCUGAGCUGAAAAUUAUAUGAUUCAAAUGUUUACUAUUAACAACAUAGCCAUGAGCCACAAAAAACAAACAAACAAUAUGUUGAACUUUCUGAAAGUGUAAUAACCAACACCCUCAGCUGUGAGAACAGUUUGCUGUUACACUUAGUUUAAAUGUCUAAAGGACAUUUAGUGUGUGAAGCGUCUGUGUUUCUGACGGUAACACUUCUACAUUUUCACCAACUCUGCCCCUUCACUUCUCAGAAAAACAACACUUCACAGACACAGUGAGGGACCAACAAGUAUCAGAGCAAGAAGACAUAGUCUUACCUUCACAAACGGACAGUGGGAUUAUCAUAAGUCACUGAGCAACAUUCGGCUGUCUGUUCUACGUGGUCGUUUUAGUUUUACAGGGUUUGAGGGCCUGCAGUGACCUGUGACCUCUUUAAUAUUGUUUCGUUCCCCAGCCAUUUUAUAAACAACAGAAAUUGUCAGAGAAAGGACUUCCUGAACAGUUAGCGUGAGAUAGUGAGAUAACAACCACAGGAACCGCCACAGGGAGCACGACUUUAAAGUCUGCGACUGUCAUUACUGUGAGAAACAGGAAGGAGAAAUACCGAGAAGCAUGAUGGCUGAAUUCAGAUGGAUUCACAUGUUUUUAUCAGUGAUACUAAUGCUUCAAUUAACAGGAGCACUAAGUGGAGAUCUUUCACUCUCCUUCACUGUCAGAGAUGGAGAUAAAGUCACUUUGCCUUGUGAAAAUGUGAUGAAGAAUCAUCACAACUGUAACGCUAUCAACUGGCUCUUCAUUGAAUCAAGAAGCACACCAGAAGUAGAGCUGGUUAAUCAUGGACAGAUCAAAGAAAAGGCCAAAUCAGACAGACUGAGUGUUACAGCAGAAUGCUCACUGGUUAUAAAGAAGGUCACAGCUAAGGAUGUUGGUCGUUACACCUGCAGACAGUUUAGAGACAAUCCAGGGAAAAAGCAAGGUCCAGAUGCUGUGGUUUACCUGUCUGAUGUCAUCAUGACUGAACAGAAGAACACUGAUCAAGUGACUUUAAACUGCUCUGUGCAGGUACAUGGACAUUGUGAACACAAAGUGAAGUGGAUCCAUGACAGUGGAGGUCUGAAUAGAGAUUACUCAAACAUAAAAACAUUACAGUCGCCCUGCUCUGCUGCUGUUACUUUUAUAAAGUCAUCAUACAGUCACAUAUCUAACUCUGACUUUAAGUGUAACGUAACAACAGAAAAAAACAAAGAGCAGCUUUUUACCUUCAGGCCUCAUUCAUCAGAUACAGUAACAUCAGCAACAACAACAACAACAAGAAAAGUAACAACAACAAGAACAACAAGGACAACAAGGACAACAAGAACAAAAUCACAGACUGAUGACCCAGGUGCAGCUCUGGUGUGGCCGUACAUCCUCGUGGCUGUCAUUUCAGCCGCACUUUUAAUCUUUGCUGUGAAACUGAUUGUACUGAAGAGAGGGACCAAAACACAAGCCAAUGAAAAUGCGGAUCAUGAAGAUGGUGUUUCCUACAUCUCCAUCAGCUACACCAACAAGGCUAACAGUGAAAAUAAAGUUCGGGAUAAAUGUGAGAGUGAUGAGACAGUUACCUACUCCACUGUGAAAGCUUCCUCCACAGAUCCCAGCAGCCUCUAUGCUACCAUAGAGUAAACAAAAAGGAAACUUAAUCAUCAGGUCAUUGCUUCUGUGAAAAAGCUUCGUCCCUAUAAGAAUUAUCGGUUUGCUCAGUUUAAAAGGAGGAAGCAGUUGUGUGAGUGCUUAAAAAGCAGAAUUUGUGACACAUUUUGUUUUGUAACAUUUGAAAGGCUUUCAGUUUUAUUUUAUCUUUUGUUCAAAGUUUUGAAAUGAUGUACAUAGAUGUGUUUAUUUUGCUAUUUGCCUGUAAAUUUUCUAAAACUGCAGUAAUUUAUAAGUUUAGUUUCAUUUUUUCCAUAAACAAUUAUUCAAACAUUUGUGUCUCAUUACUCUAAGCAUCAAAAGCAGGAUUAAAUGGAAUCAGGCAUGAGAGGGAGAGGAUAUAUCUUUACCUGUAUGAAAAACACAAUUUUACAUGAAUGAAUGAGAAAGUUUUAUUAUGUUGGUUGCAUUUCUCUACUGACAACAAACCUUCCCUCUGGUGAGCAGGUUUUUUCACAAAGGGCUUAAACUUAUCUAAAUGAAGAAAUUCAGUUCAAGACACCUGAGAUUGAUCAUAAAUCAGGACACAUACAUAUGAGAGUUAAAGUGAAAGGAGACAAGAUCCACUGCAAGUUUAGAAUAUCUAAAGGACACACAGGCUACACACACAGUGACAUUAAACUGCUCUGUGUCCACAUAUGAAGAAUACAAAUACACUGUGAAAUGACUAUAUAACAAUGACAAUGGCGUGUGGAUAUCACAGUCUACCUGCUCAGCUAGUGUGACCUUUACAACAUCUGAUCAUAUUUACCAAUCCAACAAUUGUUGGAGAUUUUGAAGUGCAAAGUGACACAUGGUGGAAAAGGUGGACGGUGCAUGUUUUUCCCAUUGACUGACUUGGAGAGUGGCCUAAAAAGUAAAUAACAGCACAGGUCAGUGUUGAACAGAUUUAAGCACCUGCUCCGAUCAAAGUUUAGUGUUGGAUUAUUUAGACCUUGAUCAGAUCAAUAACAUUGAACAAAUACAUUUAUUUCAUUACAUGACAAACUUAUUGUCAUCUGUGAAGUCAGUGAAAACAGUUGUUCAGUAAAGUUACAGUCAUGACCACAACCAUACCCAAGUAUAUUACUUUAACCAGGACUAAUGAACUUUCCCUGAACCUGCAAACGUUUUUGGACCUUAGGUGUUUUUUUUAACCACAAGGGUGUAUAGACAAAAUACAACAAUAGGAAACCCAACAACAG